Linum trigynum is the source of this 3712-nucleotide messenger RNA. NCBI's taxonomy places the organism in Eukaryota, Viridiplantae, Streptophyta, Magnoliopsida, Malpighiales, Linaceae. The record is from the annotation of a GenBank genome assembly.
UACAUUAUUAAAUUUCUUUAACUCACCUCCGGCCCGGUGCUCCACGCUAGUUUACCAUUGAACGCUAACCCGGCCCGUUCUAGAAAAGGCCGAAUGGCCGAUACUACAGCUAAUGUCGAUCUUCCCGAAAAUGUCCGCUUCCUCUCCCAGACCAAACGACAAACAGAGUCGCUGUUUCAUUUCCCCUCGCGGACCUUCGAGGGCGAUUCUUGGAAUUACUGAACGAAAAUAAAUAGAACCUCGACGACGGUAGGGAAACGCUUCGUAUUUGGUGCGGAUUCCAAUCCCCCCAAUCCCGCUUUCCGCGUCUCUCUCCCUCUCUUUUCUCUUCUCUUUGUUUUCUUAGCGCACACCCAAAACCGCCAUUUCUCCGUUCGCCCGCUAUCCCUCUCUCUCCUAGGGUUUGGGUUUCCUAGUCGUGUCUACUUUGAAAAUCAGGAGAAAACGAAGGGGGAAAACGAUGGCCCCAGCACCAACUUAUCCGCGCUCUAACCUCCCCAAUCUCUCUCUGCAGCAGCGUUCUUCUUCAUCCAUGGCUUGAUUUCUUCUCUAUCUUCCCUUUCUCUGGUAAUUAAUCCUACCCUUCUUGUGAAGCUCUUCGACGAUUUACUGUCAUUCAUUUCUCAGCUGUUGUCCCGGGGUGUUGAAGCGUGGGUUCUAAGUCUGCUAUGAUGGUUGCUUGUGUCCUUCGUGUUUAAUUUAGGGUUUUGAACUUAGGUAUUCCUGAUUGGAGGGGAUCCGCGAGAGCUGUAUCCGCUGUUCCUUCUUUGCUGGGUUAGUGAAUUUCGGGCUGUGAAGUUGGGUUGAGUACUGUCGUUUCGAUUGGACUGAGUGUUCUUGUUAUAGUGACUGGCUUGAUUUGUUCCGAUACUAGUCAGUGGUGCAAUUGGAAGAUUCUAAUGUUCAGCGUCUUCUUCCUUCCUAUCGCUUACGGGAGACAGGGUCGUGCACUGUUGCAUAGUUGAAUUGGUUCGUGCAGAUUGUUUUGUACAUUUGAUAGUGUUGUUGUUUGAUUGUUUUGAUGAUUUCCUCCCUUCCAAAUACUCGUAAAUCCCAGCUUGUCUCUUAGCACGGCAUGCUUAAGUUUGGAUUUAUUUACUUCUCCAGGGCUUGGAGCUUUGGAAUGGAAAUGUACAAUGUUUCUGGAAAUUCAAACACGGAAACAUAUUUGAUUCAGCAAGCUGGAAUUGACCCUGUAUUGACUUCUCCGGUGUUUGAACAAUCUGAAACCAUGUACAACGAAGGAGCCCCUGAGUAUGUUGUGGAUCAAGGAAUGUACUAUCCUACCGCUACCAACUAUAGUUGGUACUGUACAGGAUUUGAAGCACCCGGCGAAUGGGAGGACCCCCACAUGUUUUUUGGUGUAGAUGGUUCUGAAGUUCAAUAUGCGGGUGCAGAAACUGAAAAUUUACCUUAUGUAUGUUAUACACCUAGCUAUGGAUAUGCACAGUCUCCAUACAACCCAUACAAUCCGUACAUACCUGGUGCCAUGAUGGGAGUGGAUGGCUCAUAUAUAAGCUAUACCGCGCCUGGUUACCAGGACUCUAUUUCCUCAGCUGGUUAUGUCCCCGUUUUUGUUCAACCAGACGCUUCUCGAAGCAAUUUGGUGGAUCCCCUUCCUGAUGCCGGUGUUGUAUAUGCUAAUAGUGGACAUGGUGGAAGAAGACACGGAUCAUCUUCUUCAGCCUUCUCUAGGAAUCCUUCUAAAUCCUCUGGUAAUCAGACCAACUCAUGGGAAAGACCAGCUUCUGAGGGACCUAGGUCUAACAUUGGAAGUAGCAAGUAUUCUUUGGUGCAUGAUAAUGUUUCUUCUGGUAGCUAUCAAACAGCAACAGCACGUGUGCUUCAGAGCAGGAAUGCAUCUGGACCCAAUCAGUCGAUUGACAUCACCACAAAGGUAAAGGCUCUACCUCAGCGGAAUCAGUUGAAACUUGCUUCCCCUGUCAACAAUGGCUUCUCUAAUUUUGGAUCAAAUGCUCAUGGAAGACCUUACAUGGACAAGAAUCGAUCAAAUGCCCAUGUUGGCAGAACCCUCAAUGACGAUGCACUGGGUGAGCAGAAUCGUGGACCUAGAACAACCAAAUCCAAAACUCAGUUAGCUGUUAAAGCAUACACAGCCAAAGUUGGUGAUUCUAAUGCAGAGGAAAAUAUCAUAAUUUCAUCUGAUCAAUACAACAGGGAUGAUUUCCAAGUUGACUACACUUGUGGAAAGUUCUUUGUGAUAAAAUCAUAUAGCGAGGAUGAUGUUCACAAGAGCAUCAAAUACAAUGUUUGGUCAUCAACUCCUCAUGGGAACAAAAAGCUGCAGAGUGCCUAUGAAGAUGCACAGAAGAUAGCUGCAGAUAAAGCUAGCAGUUGUCCCAUCUUCCUUUUCUUUUCAGUCAAUGCAAGCGGACAGUUUUGUGGUGUUGCUGAGAUGAUUGGUCCAGUUGAUUUCAGAAAGGAUAUGGAUUUUUGGCAGCAAGAUAAAUGGUCUGGUAGUUUCCCUGUGAAGUGGCACAUGAUUAAAGAUGUACAAAAUGGCAGCUUUAGGCAUAUUAUCUUGGAGAACAAUGAAAAUAAGCCAGUUACUAAUAGCCGAGACACUCAAGAGGUAAUGUUCAUGCAAGGCCUGGAGAUGCUGAAGAUUUUCAAAAGCCAAGUUUUGGAUACUUCUUUACUUGAUGACUUCACCUACUAUGAGAACCGGCAGAGAAUCAUGCAAGAAGAAAAAACCAGGUUUGCAGUUAAGAGGUUUGGAACUCCAUUCCUAGCAGCUGCAUUGGAUCCCACUCCCAAACUCAAUAGUCGAGUUGGGAUUCCCUCAACUAAAUACGAGAAAGCAGCUGUUCAGGAGACCCAGGCAUCAUCUGGCACAGCAAGAAUCACUUCUAUAUCCGAACCCCCCACCAGAUGUGAGCCUCCUGACCGUGCAGUUGCUGAGAUAGACAACAAUGUAGUAGCAGCUACCACUCUGAAGAUUGACUCGCUCAAUAUAAACCCGAGGCGGUCUCAGUCCAUGGCGAGCCCCGAUCCAGCUGGAACAGCUACUGGCAGCAACGCUGCUAAUGUUGUCACUGUAGGAACGGUCCCAGUCAAAGUCAAUGGAUUUGUUGAAUCUUCUGGGGUUUUAACUUUUGGCACAAUUCCACUGGAUUCGAGGGCUUUGCAGAGCGGGAAAGGAGUUGGCGGUGGUGGUUCAGCGAAAAGUGCACGCUAAACAGCUAGCUGGGUUUGAUUGAUUUUGAGGUGGCCAGGCAGGAACAGUAUUUUGGCGGGGUAAAGGGUUUUACAAUUUUUUUUGCACGGCGGGAAUUGCUGUAUACUUCAGAGUUGCAAGUACAGGCUGCUUAGCGUGCACUUAUCAAGCAUUUCGCUGCUUUUCUUUUUUCCUGGAGUAGUGGGAAGUACAGGCUGCGGGCGUAUGGUUUUACCGCGGUUAUCAAGCAUUUCGCUGCUUUUCUUUUUUCCUGGUUAGUGGUUACAUUAUGGUUGUUUUUGCCUCGCCCAAAAGCGAUGAAAGUCACUUUGUAAUCUGGCUUUUCUCAUGAAAUAUAAUAAAUUACAAAAGAAAGUGAAGGAUGUGUAUUGACAGAUAUAAGAUAAUGUGCAUACGGUCCUAAUGGUCCUUGGUUUUAAAUAGGUAAGAUUAAGAGGUUUUUUGGAUUUUGUUCAAACUCUAUUGUUUGGUAGAAAGUGUAAAUUUGGAUAACAAUAAACAAUUUAGAAAAUU